Molecule: messenger RNA, 405 nt
Organism: Lodderomyces oxycetoniae
Lineage: Eukaryota; Fungi; Ascomycota; Pichiomycetes; Serinales; Debaryomycetaceae
Exons: 1
Coding region: 1-405 (134 amino acids)
Source: RefSeq, a predicted model, not a curated record
AUGAGUUCGACUUCGAAUUUACAAUACGACGAGAUACCGAAGAAAUAUAUUGAUCCUAGUACCCCAAAAGAUAAAGGCGAAGGGUCAAGAGUUAAUGGUAAGGACUGGAAAAUCAAGAAAGAUGCAUUUAGAGUUAAAGCAAUAGGUGUAACUAAGAAGAAGAGAAAUGCCUUCAAAGAAAGAGAAUUAAUGAGGCUACAGGAGCAGCAAUAUAAAGAGCGGUUGAAUGAGUUGAAGACUGAGAAGGAAACAGCUAAGAAACAGAAGUUGGAUGAUUUGAAACGUAGGAGAGAAAUUAAGGCCGAAAAAGAAAGGUAUGAAAAGAUUGCAGCAAGGAUGCAUGCAAAGAAAGUAGAGAGAUUGAAGAAAAGAGAGAAAAGGAACAAGAUGUUGAAAGAACGUUGA